Alosa alosa (allis shad) is the source of this 2558-nucleotide messenger RNA. It is a transcript of the gene maf1b, whose product is annotated as MAF1 homolog, negative regulator of RNA polymerase III b. Gene Ontology annotation, cellular component: nucleus. Gene Ontology annotation, molecular function: RNA polymerase III core binding. The record is from RefSeq and is a predicted model, not a curated record. Lineage: Eukaryota; Metazoa; Chordata; Actinopteri; Clupeiformes; Clupeidae. The transcript has 8 exons. Gene Ontology annotation, biological process: negative regulation of transcription by RNA polymerase III. Bases 560 to 1297 code for a protein of 245 amino acids.
UUAGUAGGCGGGGUGUGUUCAGAUCAAGACCAACAGCUUUGCUUAAUCGCCAUUUCCAAACCUUCACUAGCUACAAAUAGCAGUCAGUAAGAUUUUCAGCUGUCGUUAUAAAACAGAUUUUAAGGACCAAUCGAUCAAGUCGCCGUAUUUAACUGCGACUGUGAUCUUUUUCAGGACUUUAAUAUCUGUCAGACGCAAAUCGGGGAUGCUGCGGUUGGAGUCUCGGAGCCUCAAACGAUCGUUGGAUUUAAUGUCGCAUUUAAUCGCUAAAAGCAGUUUUUCGAUAAAGGAAUGCGCGUGUAGAACAUGUCAUUUUCGACCGAGUCAUUUUUCAAGAUGGUGAAUUUCAACAUAGCUAUUUUAAAUUGAUAACAUUUGCGCGACCUACAGUAGCUCAGAGGAACCUAUCUCCUAGUUGCUAGAAACAAAAACAUCAGCUGUUUGUGUGUGAACUUUCAAAAUACCAAACAGAUUCUUGUAGCCUACUGCUACAAUAUCAGUCGUUUGUUUUCGUCUACAAGUUUCGGUUCGAAUUUCCAGGCGGAGAGAAAUAGCAAAGAUGAAGCUGUUGGAAAACUCCAGUUUUGAAGCACUGAGCUCUCAGCUGUGUGUUGAAACAGGAGACUCAAACAUCCUUGGCAGGAUUGAGAGUUACUCCUGUAAGAUGGCCGGCGAUGACAAGCACAUGUUCAAGCAGUUCUGCCUGGAAGGAGAGCCCCAUGUGCUGGAGGCCCUGUCCCCCCCACAGUCCAGCAGUGCCCCCAGCCCAAACCUGCUGGGGAAGAGCAGUGAGGAUGGGGAGAACCCUCUGAGUGACAAGUGCUGCAGGAAGACUCUGUUCUACCUCAUCACGACCCUGAACGAGUCCUUCCGGCCAGACUACGACUUCACUGCCGCCCGGGCCCAUGAGUUCAGCCGGGAGCCCAGCCUCAAUUGGGUGGUGAACACUGUGAACAGCAGCCUGUUCUCAGCUGUUGGAGAGGAGUUCAACUCCCUGGGACCUGAGCUGUGGAAUGCCAUCGACCAAGAAAUCACCCUGCAAGGAUGUGACAUUUAUAGUUACAACCCUGACCUGGACUCUGACCCCUUUGGAGAAGAAGGCAGCCUCUGGUCUUUCAACUACUUCUUCUACAACAAAAAGCUGAAGCGCAUUGUGUUCUUCACCUGCCGCUCAGUGAGUGUCCUCAGUGGUUAUGGCCGCGGUUGCCUUGACAAUGAGCUGGACAUGGAGCUAGACGAUGAGGAGGAGAUGGAUGGUUUCACAGAGGACAGGUUUCCCAGAGCUCUGUGUGUGUAAACUCUCUCAGGGACAAUGCUGAAGACCCACAACAGUCUUUCAGCAAGGCAUCUAUACAUCUUCAUUUACUGCCCCUUCUUUCUUUUAUAUGUUGGAGUGUUUUUCCAUAUUUCAGUCAUCGGAUGAAUGGACUACCACCUUCUUUGCCUGAAAAGCAUCAGCUUACAUAUGUACAUACACACACACAUAUACGGAAACCGAAUAUUGGAUGUGAGGUCCACACAUCCCAGCCCCCCACACACACACACACCUUGGAUUAGUUCAUCUUUGAAGGUAGCCCUGCAGACAUGUAGUGUCCCGUCCCGUCCCCCCCAGAAGUGCUAAGGUCUAGUUACUGGGCCUUUUGGAUCCCUGCCACAGUCUCUCUCCACCCAAAUUCAACAGACAUUUCUCCCUACACCAGGACCAGCCUCUACAUGGACUGUUUUCCAAGACAAUGAUGAAGAGGAUUUGCAUGUUAAGAUGAAGAGAAUCCAUAGACUUUUACUGAAGCUGGCUAUCUUUGUCAUGAUGUUGGGUGUCACGGCUCUUCAAGGAGAUGUCGUCGUCGUCGUCGUCAACAUACAUGCAAGCAAGUUGUUAUUGUCCGUAAUGGCUGAACAGUUCAUCACCAGCAACAAGGAGAGGGAAUGGGCUUCUCAUCCAAUCACAAACUGAACUCAUGCCAUUGUGACUAUAAGAGUCCCUGUGAUUGGCCAUGCUAUUAAGUGUGCAUUUUCAUUUGUUCAUUCAUUCUUAUUUGUGUCUGUUUGUCCUCUGUUUACUACUCAUUUCAGUCUCUCGACAGUAUUCCUAUUGACAGUCAAGCACUGAGUUGGUUUAAACAAAGUAAGUACACCCCAUAGGGGAGUGUUUGCAAAGGGCAGCCAUUGCCUCCCGAAUGUGCGGGGGUUAGAGCUACUGGACAUUGUUGAGCACAAAUAGGCGUGACCUUCAGAUUGCCAGCAGAUGAAGAUUCAACAUAUGAUUUGGAGACGCUUUCUCUUAAACCAGUGCUGGGUGUGGCUUUGGUUUGUUUGUUGUAGGCUACUACCCAUAGUGUCAGUUUUAUUGUUAAAGGCCUCUAGUCAUUUAGGAACAAUUUGUAUGGGAGGCCCUUGGAAGCAGGUACCUUUGGUGUUAAGUGCUGAUUAGCUUUUUUGAACCUUUUAACUGACACUUAAUUGUUAAUGGUCGUUGAGUUGCUCUGAUUCAUACUGUAUGUCCUCGUUUUAUUUACACUUUCAGCGAAUAUUAUUAAUAAACUUUUAUGUGUUGUAAA